AUGAUGGUCCUGCAGGUCCCUGAGGCCCCGAGGACAGCAGCUCUGAUGGUGUUGCUCAUGGUGCCACUCAGUCCCGUGGUUCAGAGUGAGGCCACUCCAGAGAAUUACGUCUUCCAGGGACGGCAGGACUGCUACGCCUUUAACGGGACGCAGCGCUACGUGGACAGGUACAUCUAUAACCGGGAGGAGUUCGCGCGCUUCGACAGCGACGUGGGGGAGUUCCGCGCGGUGACCGAGCUGGGGCGGCCCUCAGUCAAGCACUGGAACAUCCAGAAGUACUUCCUGGAGCAGAGGCGGGCCGCGGUGGACACGUUGUGCAGACACAACUACGAGCUGGACGAGACCGUCACCCUGCAGCGCCGAGUCCAGCCUAGGGUGAACAUCUCUCCCUCCAAGAAGGGUCCCCAGCAGCACCACAACCUGCUUGUCUGCCAUGUGACAGAUUUCUAUCCAGGCAACAUUCAAAUCCAAUGGUUCCGGAAUGGACAAGAGGAAACGUCUGGGGUUAUGUCCACUGAACUGAUCCGUAACGGAGACUGGACCUUCCAGAUCCUGGUGAUGCUGGAAAUGACCCCCCAGCAGGGAGACGUCUACACCUGCCAAGUGGAGCACCCAAGCCUGGACAGUCCUGUCACCGUAGAGUGGAGGGCACAGUCUGAUUCUUCCUGGAGCAAGACGCUGACUGGAGUCGGGGGCUUUGUACUGGGGCUGGUCUUCUUUGGAGUGAGCAUCUUUAUUCACAUGAGGAGCAAGAAAGAGGCUGGUUCGUCCGAGACUGAUGGCUUCCCAAGAGGAUGUUUCUGCGAGUAAUUGCUCGGAAACCACUUUCUGUUCUUUGAUUCAAUGCACAGUUUCUCUUGUGGAGCCUCCAACAAACUUCCCUUUUC
Molecule: messenger RNA, 887 nt
Organism: Galeopterus variegatus (Sunda flying lemur)
Lineage: Eukaryota; Metazoa; Chordata; Mammalia; Dermoptera; Cynocephalidae
Product: HLA class II histocompatibility antigen, DP beta 1 chain
Exons: 5
Coding region: 1-810 (269 amino acids)
Biological process (GO): peptide antigen assembly with MHC class II protein complex; positive regulation of T cell activation; antigen processing and presentation of exogenous peptide antigen via MHC class II
Cellular component (GO): membrane; MHC class II protein complex
Molecular function (GO): MHC class II protein complex binding
Source: RefSeq, a predicted model, not a curated record